GGCGCUGGCGGACAAACUAGCCUCUACAAUGUCAUGAAGGCGUACUCCCUGCAUGAUCGGGAAGUGGGCUAUUGCCAGGGUUCCGGUUUCAUCGUUGGUCUCCUCCUCAUGCAGGUAACGUACCCGCUUACUUCCCUUGAGCUAGAUGCCCCCAUCGUUCGCUAA
Dibothriocephalus latus is the source of this 165-nucleotide messenger RNA. The record is from the annotation of a GenBank genome assembly. NCBI's taxonomy places the organism in Eukaryota, Metazoa, Platyhelminthes, Cestoda, Diphyllobothriidea, Diphyllobothriidae.